UUAAUCCCUUCUUUGAUUAGCUCUUAAAAUAUUUUUAAGGUUUGAAACCGAUAACGUUUAGAUCGCUUCUAAACUGGAAUCGAUAAACUUGUCGAGAACUUUGUGAACCGAAUAGGGAGCAGUUGUAAAAAUUCAGGAUCAUCAGUGAUGGCGAAGCCGCAACGCAUGAAGGUAAAAUUCGCCGACGAAAUGCCGAAUUCCAGCGAUUUGGUCUGUCCUGGUUGUCGGAAAAGAUUCGUGUCACCAUUAUUGCUUCCUUGUCUUCAUACGUUGUGCAAAAAGUGCAUUGAUGGUGAAAAGAUUUCGCCAAGAAAUGGAAGCUUACCAAGUUGUUUAGUGUGUUCAAAGGUGCUGGAUGUGCGCGGCGAGUUUCCUAUCAAUUUUGUCGUUAACAACCUGGUCAAUAAGGCAGCCGUACAAGAUCACACUCCGCUGGAAUUUGUCUGUGAUAGCUGUGAAGCCGAAGGAGAAAGCGUUACGACACGAUGCAAUGAUUGUUUCCUAUUCCUGUGCGAAUUUUGUUCUACAGCACAUCGCCGAAUGAGUGCUACUAAAACGCAUACUUUACAGUCAGUAGAGGAGCUUAGGGGACAAAUUUUUAAAGGAAAUUAUGUCCAAAGACAAUCCUCCUGUUCUAUCCACGUGAAAGAGCGAUUACUUUAUUUCUGUCAAACUUGCUCACAAAUUGUUUGUCGAUUAUGCUCGCUCGCUGAACACGAGCAACAUGAAUGUCGCAGAAUCACUGAUAUCACAAAAACGUUCAAAAUUAACAUGGUAAAUCUUGCCGAGCAGUUGAAAGGAAAGCAGAAACACAUCACUGAGCAAAUAUCUCUUAUUCAAGAAGAUAUUUCGACGGUUGAAAACAAGAAGAAGCAGAUUCGACUCAGUAUUGAGGAAUAUUUUCAGAAACUGAUCGAAGCGAUGAAAGAUCGCAUGUGUGAACUUGUAAAUGAGGUCGAAGCUCAUUGUAGCACCAAGUUAGAGGCUUUGUUUUCAAAACAAAAGUUACUACAACAGACUGUGACACAUGCAAACAGCUGUUGUAUGUUCACCGAUUCCGCCGUAAAACAAGGCACUGAUGUAGAAAUAUUAAGCAUCGGCCAGAUUGUUACUCAGCGUUUAACCUCUCUUGUCGACGAAGUUGAACGGAAAUCUACUACAUAUCAUCCUGGAAAUGAAAUGCGCGCCUCGCUUGAAUUUGUGGCAGAGAGCGAGAAAAUUACUAAUGAUAUAAACCAUUUAGGUCACGUAAAAAUGCAGUCAUCGAGUACGCCUUGCGAGCCUGCAUUAUGCAUUUUGUCUCCCGCCAAAGAGACCCAACAAGUGAUCACUGGGGAAGUCAAUCGGAUGUCUUUGACUUCUGUCAAUCAACAAGGAAAAAGACAGCAACGUGGAGGGGAUAAAGUGAAGCUGUCAUUCUCAUUGGCUCGUUCAAGGGUGACGCCAGACAACGCCGGGUUUAAAUAUGGUUGCCAGGACAACAAAGAUGGGACGUACUCCUUAGCUUACGUCAUCAACAAACCAGACACCUACUGGCUGCAUGUUAGUAUAAAUGGGAGUCCUGUGGCGGAUAGUCCUGUCACAGUCACAGUGCGACCAAGAGACUGGAUUGGCAGUCAGCUUAUUUUAAAGAGCGAAGACUGUGGAGGAUUUUCUCACCCGUACAGUGUGAUCGCUGACUCCCACGACCAUCUUUUGGUAGCAGAUUCUCAUAAUCACAGAGUUAAAAUUCUUUCUUUGAAUGGAGAGGUGCUCAAAUCAUUUGGAUCUCAGGGAAUGAUCGAAGGGCAAUUUAACUUCCCGUACUGCUUGGCGCUAAAUCGGCGAGGAAACCUAAUAAUUGUUUCUGAUAGUCAAAACCAUCGUGUGCAGAUUGUCACACCAUCGGGUAGACUCGUGAAAUGCUUCGGAGGGUUCGGCGAUGAAAUUGGAAAGUUUAAAAAUCCACUUGGUGUCGCUAUUGACUCGGAUGACGUCAUCUACGUGGCCGACUCCGGUAACAGCAGGAUUCAAAUAUUUUCCCGUGAGGGAAUCCCUAGGGGGAUGAUUGUGUCUAAGGAAAUGUCAUGCCCGUGGGGGUUGGCUGUAAGCAAAGACAGUCAUAUUGUAGUGACAGACUAUAAUAAUCACCGGGUGUGUGUAUUUAACAAGGACGGUUCAGUCGCCCUCCAGUUUGGCUCUCGGGGGAAUGCCGACGGGUUACUGAACAAUCCGGCGGGUAUUACCGUAGAUGACCAGGGGCAAUAUGUCGUUGCGGAUCGAAGUAACCACCGGGUGCAGAUGUUUCAUCCAAAUGGAACUUUUGCCACUAAAUUUGGUGGAAAAGGUCAGGGGGAUGGAUUAAUGAUGUUCCCUGCAGGAGUUGCUGUGGACAAAAAAGGUCAUCUUUAUGUCGCGGACACGUUCAAUGAUCGCAUCCAGGUGUUCUCAUUGGCAGCAGUAUAAGAAAUAUAUCGGAUCCAUAUGUUAGGCGGCGAGCAGGCUCUCAUUAUCAGCGCUUCAGCUCGAGCGUUUUUCGCCCGCGGAAAAGUUUGAAGUCUUGAGCACUGGCACGAGCCGGCGAGAGGUCUGCAACAUGCGAGGAGUCCAACAAUCAUCAGUUAGUGUUACACCCCGGGGAAACCUCUCCCCAACUCGUCUCCAAUCUUCCCGCGGACGGAGAAACGCUCGUCCUACUGCGCUUAUGAUGAGAGCAAAUUCAAUAAAACAUAACUCUUCUUCACAAAAAAUACAAAAAUGAAUUCCUAAGUUUCUGCGCCGACGCAUCUCAGUAAGGGGGUUCAGCGGGCGUCCUGGCGCGAUUCAGUUCAGUUUCUCAUUUUUCUAUUUUUUUCUGACAUAAUUUGUAUAUUCAGUUAUAUUAUAUGACAAGUUAGUCCUGAAGUAAAUCAGAACGUUCUGAUUGGUUCUUAGCUGGUAGGGAUUUUGCCAUACGGACUGUUUCCACGGAGACGGUCCUAAGCCAUGUGUUUUCGUUCAUGCAAGCGAGCAAAUUCAAAGUAAAGAAGUUUGGUCCAAGUGCUGCAUAGUGAACUAUUUACUAACU
Molecule: messenger RNA, 3046 nt
Organism: Pocillopora verrucosa
Lineage: Eukaryota; Metazoa; Cnidaria; Anthozoa; Scleractinia; Pocilloporidae
Source: RefSeq, a predicted model, not a curated record